UGAAGGCAGCAAACUGGCCCCUCCCACUCCUCCUCUUUUUCCUCCUCCUCCUCUGAGGCAUCAGAGACAGAUUUUCCUCUGCGCUGCCUCCAGCAGAAGAAGCCCCACAGUCUGAGCCGGACCUGGACCAAAACCUAGGCCUGGACCUGGAUUUGGAUCUGGACCUGGAUCUGGAUUGUUGGCAUGCCGGUCCCAGAUGUGAAUCGGUCUAAGCGAUUUCCAGUGUGAUGCAGCCGUGUGAUGGGAGGAUCUGCUGGGAACGAUGGGAAACAAGCAGACGACCUUCACUGAGGAGCAGCUGGAGGCGUAUCAGGACUGCACCUUCUUUACUCGGAAGGAAAUCCUAAGGCUCCACAGCCGGUUUCGUGAGUUGGCUCCACAUCUAGUUCCUCUGGACUACACCAACAACCCCGACAUCAGAGUUCCUCUGACGCUCAUCGUCUCCAUGCCUGAGCUGAAGGAGAACCCGUUCAGAGACAGGAUCGUGGAGACGUUCUCCGAGGACGGAGAGGGAAACCUCAGCUUUAACGACUUCGUCGACAUGUUUUCUGCUCUCUGUGAAACAGCACCCAGAGAGCUGAAGACCAUCUAUGCCUUCAAGAUCUACGAUUUUAACCGAGACAGCUUCAUUUGUAAGGAGGACAUGCAGAAGACGGUGAACAAGCUGACCAAAGGGGAGCUGACGGCAGAGGAGGUCACGCUGGUGUGCGACAAAGCCAUUGAGGAGGCUGACCUGGACGGAGACAAGAAGCUCUCUUUCGCCGACUUUGAGAACAUGAUCUCCAAAGCUCCAGAGUUCCUGAGUAAUUUCCACAUACGAAUAUGAGACGGGCCUCACAGGUCCAGCAGAGGAAGAGACAUUUCACCUGGACCUGAUCUCAGUGCCUGUCUCCUUCCCCAGCAGACUAGGACAAGGACUCUGUUACCUUAUGAAGUUGUCCCCUGGACUUGACACGGACUGUAGGAGGUUGGGUGGUCACCUGUCCUCUGGAGUGGACAUGGGUCAUGUGACUCUGGAGUGGACAUGGUCCUGCAAAGCUGGACUGGAUGUGUUUCCUGUGAGGCUGGGGGUCCCUUGUUCUCUGGACGCGGGUCCUGUCCUUUAGACAGGACAUGGGUCCUGCGAGUCUGGGCAUCUCUUCAUUGGACGUUCUGAUGGAGGACAGUGCUGCAGGAUGAAGCCGGACUGCUGGGAAUUCAGUACUCCCAGACCAGACUGUUCUCUACAAGCACACUUUAAAGGGCAAAGACUGGGGAGCUGUGCAAGCUGUCCAUGACCAACAUGUUGUAAACAGCUGUAAACCGCUGGUGCACAUUGACAAUCACAGUAAACUGUAGCUAAGUUGAUGAAGGGCUCUCUGUCAUCUCACCUGGAAGUCUUCCUUUCACCUUCUCCAGGUAACUGAUUCUGCUUUCAGCUCUAAAUGUUUCCGGCUGGAGUCAAAUAAAUUUUUUUCUGUCAUUCCACGUGUCCCUGAACUUCUUCAGAAAGAAAUCUGACCAAGUUCCAGGUGAGGAGAUGAGCUGAAAACCACCUGAUCCCAGGUUACUGAAACUGUACCAUUUGUUUAAAAGAAUGUCCUCACCUGGAGGCUGGACAGUUACACGUGUUGGUCUGUCCAGUCCAGAACGUCCUGCAGCGGUCCAGAUCUGAAUGUUUAACAUUUCCAUGAAAACAACAACAACAAACAUAAAUCUGAGUCAGUCCGGUUCCAAAGAACCAAUCCUUGAAGACUUUCCAGGAACACUUCUCCAGGAUCCUUGUAGGGGUGAGCGAUACUGUAAGAUCUGCUAUCGACCCGAUAACAAGUAAACAAAGUUCUGGCCUUAUCAACACAGAGACUGAUGCUGUUUACCAGCGCUGUAAACAUGAAGCUGUGGAAUUAGCAUGGUGUUAACACACAAACAAUAAAGUUAUUACUCAUGUCAUAUUAAAGAAAGAAGCACAUUUUGGGCUUGUAGCUGACUUGUUAAAGCGGUGAACAAAAUCCACCAAAACCACUUUAUCAUCCUUAUUUCUGAAGAUUCUGACACUUUCCAGCCACAGAAAUAUAGAACAUAUAGAAAUGUGGAGGAUGCUGCAGGAUGAACCAUCUGACAUCCUGGUCCACACUCCUUACUCCUGGUGUGUGUGCCGCUGGCCUGUUUUUUUGCUGGUUUACCUGCACAGGUGAGUAUUAUGAUGGUACAACAUCAAAACACAACGUGUGAUGGAGAGAAGCUUCAGACAUCCAUCGCUUCAUGAUGAGAUGCAGCAGCUCAUCCUGCAGAGGAGAGGAACUAAAACUAAAGCGUCCAUCUUAUAAUAUCAAUCAAUAUCGAUACCAAUGCUGGUAAGGGUAUUAUUGAUAUUCAGAUUGAUCCUCCCACCCCUAGAUUCUUGAAGAACUUUCCAGGAACAGUUCUCCAGGAUCCUAGAAGGACUUUCCAAAGCUCUUCUUUGGCUAUUUCAGCAUUUUGUUGUGUCCAGAUGAUCCCACACUGCUUCAAUAAUGCUGAGAUCCGGGUUCUGAGGAGGAUCCAUCCUCUGUCAGACCCAGCAAGGUCUGGGUUGUAGGGUCAUCCAUCCCUUUAUCAGACCUGUUUCCACUGUCUCCAGUCCAGUUCUUGUGUCAUGUGACAUACCUCAGCUUUUUCUCCUUGCUUCCCUUCCUGACAACCACGUUUCCAUGGAGACCAUUUCUAAGGGUUCCACCUGGUUUUCCCAGAUGGAACUCUGAACACAGAUGGUCACAUUGCAUCAUGGUUCUGUUUCCUUGUCUAAGAUUCUAUGACUCGACCAUCUUCAGGGCUUCUCGUUCCCGUGUCCAACAGGACUGAUCAUCUUCUUUCAGUUUGACAUACGAAGGCAGGGUAAAGUUCUACUGCACAGAUCUGUCUGAUGAAUGCCUGAAUGUUGCUGUGUUUUAGAAGUCACAACACACAUUUAGAACAGAGUCCUGAAAACUGGUGUGUGGAUUUUCAUGUUCAACCAAUAAACAGAGAAACUGGAUCGUUCCAGAGCUCUCUGGUAAAUACCAGCUUGUCUUUUUAUGCUUUCUGUGGACAAAACACACCAACAGUAGGAGCUGAAACGUGGAACCAAUUUACCUGAUCCACCCGAACCUUUAAAUGAAAAAGGUCUGCAGAGAAAACCCAGACCUGAUCAUCCUCCAGCAGCUGCUGCAGCACAUUUAUCCUGAUUAUCCUGAAGGGCUCACAGUGCUAAAGUCAGCAGCUUCCUGCAGCUGCAGCACACGGCAGCUUCAUAACUACUGAACCUGAAGAUG
Messenger RNA from Melanotaenia boesemani (Boeseman's rainbowfish), 3269 nucleotides. RefSeq names its product calcium and integrin-binding family member 2-like. NCBI's taxonomy places the organism in Eukaryota, Metazoa, Chordata, Actinopteri, Atheriniformes, Melanotaeniidae. The record is from RefSeq and is a predicted model, not a curated record. Bases 263 to 826 code for a protein of 187 amino acids. Gene Ontology annotation, molecular function: calcium ion binding. The transcript is spliced from 6 exons.